CUCUGCCCAGGAUGGAGGCCUCAUGUCUGGAGCUGGCCCUGGAAGGUGAGCGGCUGUGUAAGGCAGGAGACUUCAAGGCAGGCGUAGCUUUCUUCGAGGCUGCUGUGCAAGUGGGCACCGAGGACCUGAAGACGCUGAGCGCCAUCUACAGCCAGCUGGGCAAUGCCUACUUCUACCUGAAGGAGUAUGCCCGUGCACUGCAGUUUCACAAACAUGACCUGCUGCUGGCACGGACCAUUGGUGACCGCAUGGGGGAGGCCAAGGCCAGCGGGAACCUGGGCAACACCCUGAAGGUCCUGGGCCGAUUUGAUGAGGCUGUGGUCUGCUGCCAGCGGCACCUGGACAUCGCCCAGGAGCAGGGGGACAAGGUCGGGGAGGCAAGGGCGCUCUACAACAUUGGAAAUGUGUACCACGCCAAGGGCAAGCAACUGUCCUGGAAUGCUGCGCAGGACCCCGGGCACCUGCCACCUGAUGUCCGAGAGACACUACGCAGGGCCUCUGAGUUCUAUGAGAGGAACCUGUCCCUGGUGAAGGAGCUAGGCGAUCGGGCAGCCCAAGGCCGGGCUUAUGGCAACCUGGGUAAUACCCACUACCUGCUGGGCAACUUCACUGAGGCCACAACCUUCCAUAAAGAGCGCCUGGCCAUUGCCAAGGAGUUUGGAGACAAGGCAGCCGAGAGGAGGGCCUACAGCAACCUGGGCAAUGCCCACAUCUUCCUGGGGCGCUUUGACGUGGCUGCUGAGUAUUACAAGAAGACGCUGCAGCUGUCCCGGCAGCUCAGGGACCAGGCAGUGGAAGCACAGGCCUGUUACAGCCUGGGCAACACCUACACGCUGCUGCAGGACUAUGAACGCGCCGCUGAGUACCACCUGCGGCACCUGGUCAUUGCCCAGGAGCUGGCUGACAGGGUGGGAGAGGGUCGGGCGUGCUGGAGCCUGGGGAAUGCCUACGUGUCCAUGGGGAGCCCAGCGCAGGCCCUGACCUUUGCCAAGAAGCACUUGCAGAUCUCCCAGGAGAUUGGGGACCGCAAUGGAGAGCUCACGGCCCGCAUGAAUGUCGCACAGCUGCAGUUGGCACUGGGCCGGCUGACCAGUCCAGCAGCUGCAGAGAAGCCAGACCUGGCUGGCUACGAGGCCCAAGGGGCCAGACCCAAGAGGACACAGAGACUAAGCGCCGAGACCUGGGACCUGCUGCGGCUCCCCCUGGAGCGGGAGCAGAAUGGAGACACCCACCUCGCAGGGGACUCGCGGGGGCCAGGCAGGGACUCGCUUCCCCUUCCCAUGAGGAGCAGGAAGUACCAGGAAGGGCCCGACGCUGCUGAGAGGAGGCCCCGGGAGGGCAGCCACUCCCCGCUGGACAGCGCCGACGUACGGGUGCAGGUGCCUCGUACGAGCAUCCCUAGGGCCCCAUCUUCUGACGAGGAGUGCUUCUUUGAUCUGCUGAGCAAGUUCCAGAGCAGCCGUAUGGACGACCAGCGCUGUCCCCUGGAGGAGGGCCAGGCGGGAGCAGCGGAGGCCACAGCUGCCCCAAUCCCAGAGGAAAGGGCGGGUCAGCCUUCCGUGACAGCCUCACCUCAGACCGAGGAGUUCUUUGACCUCAUCGCCAGUUCCCAGAGCCGCCGGCUGGAUGACCAGCGGGCCAGUGUAGGCAGCCUGCCUGGGCUACGCAUCACCCUCAACAAUGUGGGACACCUCCGAGGUGACGGGGACCCCCAGGAGCCAGGAGAUGAGUUUUUCAACAUGCUUAUCAAGUACCAGUCCUCCAGGAUUGAUGACCAGCGCUGCCCACCACCUGACGUUCUGCCCCGAGGCCCCACCAUGCCAGACGAAGACUUCUUCACCCUCAUCCAGAGGGUACAGGCCAAACGGAUGGAUGAGCAGCGAGUGGACCUCGCCGGGAGCCCAGAGCAGGAGGCCAGUGGGCCGCCUGAGCCUCGGCAGCAGUGCCAACCAGGUGCCAGCUAAGGCCUUGCUCCCACAGCCAGGCCUACCCUACCCCAGUCCCUGGACUCUGGGGGGUUCAUAGUUGUCCACGGUGACCAUGAUUCCCCCAAGAAGCUGAAUCCUCCCAAGGCCAUGGUGGAGAGCCAGUUCAGCCCCCUGGCCCAUGUCACUGAGCCAGACACUGGGCACACAGCCCUCAUGUCACCCCCACCCCAGGGUGGCAAGCUCAGGCCAGAGUUGCCAUGUGGAGGAGGGCAUGCUUCUGUCCCCACGUGAUCCACAGCUUCCUGCAGGUCCUGCCCUGCCCUGCCGUAGGCCCGGCCUUCAGCAUGUUGGCCCCAAGCCCCGGUGCUGUCCAGACCCUUCUUCUCCAGGCUCUGCCCUGCCCUGCCCUGCCAAAUGUGAAAUGCUGCCACCUCCCCAAACCCAAGAGAGGCCUCAAAGACUCUUUCUGGGCGCUAGUGACAUGGCAUGUUCUGUCCCCCAGCUGGUCCUGGGAUGGUCAUGCAGGAGGUACAUUCCACACUCCCUGCCUCAUGGUCCCCAGAGCAGGCCUGUCCUGGCCUCUCUCUGCACCCAACCCAGCUGCAGGAGAUUGGCAGCUGCAAAGCCCAGGCAGCCCUAGCCCUGCACUUGGCCUCUGAGAAAGGUUGGGUCUUAUCUACUGCAGAGGGAUGGGGCAAACCUCCACGCCAAGAGCACGGGCAGGGUCUGGUACUGUAAGCACUGGCUGGCUGUGGGCAUUGGCACUAGAGGGGUCUCUGGACAAGAUCCUCCAGGCCCCCUCAGUGAGCAUCCUCCCCGCUCCACUGGAGAUGACAUCAUGGCCUUCUCCCCAAGGGGUCCAGCUACACAUACCUGAGUCAGACACAGGACACCUAACUUGGGAUGUAGACUCAGGCGAGACCUGAUGGGGCCUCUAUGAGACAGACCCUCGGAGCCAUGAUCUUUACCCUUGCCCCUGGUCCCAGCUACCACCUGCAGAACCUCCUACUGGAGGGCUCUGUAUAGCCUCUCAGUCCUAGGCCUCCUCUCCUGAGGAAGAAAGCCUGGGGCAGGGCCAGGCUCAACAGAGACCCCACUCCUGACAUGAAAAAGCACGCUAAGGGCAGAUGCCAGGGCACAGGGUCUCGGGCGGGAUGUGGUGGCCGCCCGCAUACUUGAAUGUACAUGCGUAUUUACUGCUCACGUGUUUGCCAUGUUGUCCACGGGUCCUUUCCAACCCGACAGGUACGUUUGUUUUUGUUUUACCCAAAAAUAAAGUCUGCCAAGUGA
This is a messenger RNA of Nannospalax galili (Upper Galilee mountains blind mole rat), 3218 nucleotides long. RefSeq names its product G protein signaling modulator 1 (gene Gpsm1). The record is from RefSeq and is a predicted model, not a curated record. The coding region runs from base 12 to 1964 and encodes 650 amino acids. The transcript is spliced from 13 exons. Gene Ontology annotation, molecular function: protein binding; GTPase regulator activity. Lineage: Eukaryota; Metazoa; Chordata; Mammalia; Rodentia; Spalacidae.